CUCUGUCAAAUAAGAAAAAUUUAAAUUUUAGCAAUCUACAACUUGUGAAGUUGAUGUUAUAGUUUUUUUUCUUUUUUUAAUCACUAUGCCUUGAGGCCACUUAUUUUUAUAAGUAGAUAGGGUUACCAAUAAUGCAAUAUAUUCUGCAUGUUCAACCUUUGCAAAUUAUGCCAUCCAGGGCAAUUGACUUGGUGAGCAAAAUCUUCACAGUCACCUGGGAAGCUGUAUUUAGAAAUAUGAUCAGUCUGACCAAGGUUACAGCACUUUUUUUUUCCCUUAGUAUUCAAUGCUGUUAUAUAUCAACUGUAAGUUUUAAAUAGCGUUGCAAUGUUAUUGGAGGUUUGUGUUUUCCAAUGCCUCUGAUUAAUCAAAUUUAAUUAAAAAUAAAAAUAAAGAUUGAUUUAUAGUACAGCAGGGAAUGUAUCAUCUUCUUGUUUGUUUAUCUUGGAAUGACAGAGUAAAGACAAAUCCCAAGGGGGAGAAAAAAGGAUAAAGAUGUUCGAAUAUUUUCAACAUGUAAAGAAUUGUAUUUAGAAUGGUCAAAAACUUACACAUAAUAAAAUAAUUCAUCACAGACUCUGGCAAGGAGACAUCUAGAAAUUGGAGAUAAAGAAUAUUUCUGAUAUAAGAGUGAAUGCAAAAGAAAAUUUAAGAAUUUUUUAAAAAAACUAAGUGGAAAUAAGACUCUGGAAAUUAGUGUUGUGUGCCUUCAUUUUUGGAUUUUUAUUAUUUUUAAAUUGUUCCUUCAGUCACCAUAGUUAUACAAUGAUUUCUGAAUAGUGUUUACCUUUGUGAUAGUUUCAUCUCCCUCUGUUGUCCAAACUGAUAAAAUCCAGAACUCUAGAAACAGCAAGGCACUCCCUUCCUCUGUUAUUUGUAAGCUGACAUGAAGUAGACAGACACCUUCUGAAGUUUUAUGCAUGCUGUGUUUUCUCUCCUUGCUGGAAUAAGAAAAGCUUUUUUUUUUUCUAAACUGGCAGCCUUUGAAGAAGUGACUCAGACAUCUUCAUGGCUUCUAAAGAUGCUCAGAACCAAAGAAGUCGAGGUCUGCCUGGUUUUCUUCCUGGAGCUCCAGACCCAGAUCAAAGUCUUCCUGCCUCAUCUAACAACCCAGGGAACCAAGUAUGGCCCGCGAGACUCCCUCCGCCAACCAGUUUCCUGCCAACAGUCAGUCUCCCUCCUGGUCUCGAAUAUUUAAGCCAGUUAGACCUGAUAAUUAUACACCAGCAGGUGGAGCUUCUUGGAAUGAUACUUGGCACUGAGACCUCCAACAAAUAUGAGAUUAAAAACAGCUUGGGACAAAGAAUUUACUUUGCAGUGGAGGAAAGCAUCUGCUUCAAUCGUACUUUCUGUUCCACGCUGCGAUCUUGCACCCUGAGGAUCACAGAUAACUCAGGUCAAGAGGUGAUUACAGUAAAUAGGCCCUUGAGGUGUAACAGCUGCUGGUGCCCUUGCUAUCUGCAAGAGUUAGAAAUCCAAGCCCCUCCGGGUACUAUAGUUGGUUAUGUUGCACAGAAGUGGCACCCCUUUCUGCCUAAAUUCACAAUCCAAAAUGCAAACAAAGAAGAUAUUUUGAAAAUUGUUGGUCCUUGUGCAACAUGUGGUUGUUUUGGCGAUGUGGAUUUUGAGGUGAAAACCAUUAAUGAAAAGCUUACAAUUGGGAAGAUUUCAAAGUAUUGGUCAGGAUUUGUAAAUAAUGUCUUCACAAAUGCUGACAACUUUGGAAUUCACGUUCCUGUGGAUUUAGAUGUGACAGUCAAAGCAGCAUUGAUUGGGGCUUGUUUUCUUUUUGAUUUUAUGUUCUUUGAACAUUCACUGGCUGGAUUAUAACAAGCAAGAUAAUGAAAACAAUAAAAUAUGCAGAACAUAUUUCAAAAUCCCUUGGGCUCUGGAUUUCAUUUCUGAAUGGUUUGGGUAUUUGCUUUUUUGUAACAAAAUGUUAAUUAUUGUAUUUAUUAAAACAUAAUUUAAUGAGGCA
This is a messenger RNA of Carlito syrichta (Philippine tarsier), 1978 nucleotides long. It is a transcript of the gene PLSCR5, whose product is annotated as phospholipid scramblase family member 5. Gene Ontology annotation, molecular function: phospholipid scramblase activity. Gene Ontology annotation, biological process: plasma membrane phospholipid scrambling. Gene Ontology annotation, cellular component: plasma membrane. Lineage: Eukaryota; Metazoa; Chordata; Mammalia; Primates; Tarsiidae. Bases 1009 to 1830 code for a protein of 273 amino acids. The transcript is spliced from 8 exons. The record is from RefSeq and is a predicted model, not a curated record.